Messenger RNA from Pisolithus orientalis, 1720 nucleotides. Its product is annotated as Low temperature viability protein-domain-containing protein. The coding region runs from base 14 to 1609 and encodes 531 amino acids. The transcript is spliced from 7 exons. The record is from RefSeq and is a predicted model, not a curated record. Gene Ontology annotation, biological process: ribosomal small subunit export from nucleus; ribosomal small subunit biogenesis. NCBI's taxonomy places the organism in Eukaryota, Fungi, Basidiomycota, Agaricomycetes, Boletales, Pisolithaceae. Gene Ontology annotation, cellular component: preribosome, small subunit precursor; cytosol; nucleus.
AUUUACUCAGUGUAUGUGUGGAUGGGGAGAAAGGAUGCCCACCAAGUCAAUAUUCAGACAGCCUGGAGCAAAGCAUUUCCAGCUUGUCCAUAGAUCACAAAGAGAUCCUCUUAUUAAUGAUCCAGACGCGAGUCAGCACGUGCUAAAGGAGGUUGUACGAGGCAAUGACAGAAAGGGGAAAACGCGCGCAGAGUUGGAAUCUGCCCUAGAUCCAAAAGACAUCGCGCAUGACGCCCGUCUAAACGUCGGCGAAGCGGCGCUAUAUGGUGUCUACUUUGAUGACGUCGAAUAUGAUUACAUGCAGCAUCUCCGCUCUGUGGGGACCGAGGAGGAAGGUGUAGAGAGCUUUCUUAUCGAGGCUCCGCAUGAUAUAUUAUUUAACGACCUUCCACCGGAGGCGCUUCCUUCGAGGCAUGAGAUGCCCCAUCAAUUCGAGUCACAGCAAGCUAUUCCCGACUCGAUUUCCGGUUUCCAGCCUGAUAUGGACCCACAUCUUCGACAAACCUUAGAAGCCCUUGAAGACGAUGCUUUUGUGGACGAUUCUCUAGAAGAUGACUUCUUCGGAAAUUUGGUCGCCGGAGGGGAAAGGGGCGAAGAAGAAGUUAAUUAUGAAUUCAAGGAAGAUGGAGAGCCGUCAGACACAGAACGUGACCAAGAUGGUGACGAGGAAGCUGGGGGUUGGGAGGAAAGAUUUGCAAAAUUCCAGAAAGAACAGAAGAGAGCCCCUCCAAGUGAUUGUGACGAGGAGCUCGACUCCGAGGGCGGCGACACGGUUGGUAACCUUCCAAAGUUGCGUGUCGUUGGGGGUAAGCAGAGACGAAAAGGAUCCUCCGUAGCAUCGGGGUACAGUAUGAGCAGCUCAUCGAUGUACCGCACAGAGGCACUACUUACGCUGGACGAGCGUUUUGAUCAGCUCAUGUCGAAUGAGUAUGGUUCAGACGGGGAUAAAGUAGAGGACGAAGCAUCGCCUGAUCUAUCCGACUGCGACGAAGCGCCCGAGCUCAUUACGAGUCGCGAGGACUUCGCUGCCAUGGUUGAUGACUUCGUGGAGAAUUACGAACUACUGGGGCGGAAGCUAAAACCUGUUCUUCCUGGAGAUUCUGCUGUCGACAAACUCGAUACUCUUCGGCGGGCAAUAGGUCAGGACGGGGCUGUGAGAAUAUCGGUAGUGGAAAACGACAGUGACGAGGAAGAUGACGAGAAAUUGUUUGCAUCGUACCAUGCUAACGAGAAGGAAAGCCGAUGGGAUUGCGAAACUAUACUUACGAGUUACACUAAUCUCGAGAACCACCCAAAAAUCAUCCGUGCCAGGACAUCUAAACCUGUUCCAAAAAUCAAACUUGAUCAUCGUACCGGUCUUCCCAGUGCAGACACGAACGCUCUGGAGGAACAGGAUAAGGUAAUUCUACAAGUUCCCAAGCAAACAGUUACCCGACCGCGCGACGAGUCCAAGGAAGACAAAAAGGCUCGGAAGCAAGCCGUCAAGGCUGAGCGCCAGACCAAGCGUGUUGAAAAAAAGCAGACGAGAGAGCGAUAUAAUGCUGAGCUUAAGCACCAGUCUCAAGCACUGUCCCAGAAGACCGAGGACAGCAGGACAAGAAAGUUGUAGGGUAAAUCAGGGGCUAUAUGACUGCAUAAAGGUUCUCGGGAGAUGCCGAUAUGGCACAGCGCGUAUUACCUAAGUAUGGAAGCAGUGAUAACCAAGCUGUCAAGCUCCUGA